Messenger RNA from Tupaia belangeri chinensis (Chinese tree shrew), 1746 nucleotides. It is a transcript of the gene RALB, whose product is annotated as RAS like proto-oncogene B. The transcript has 5 exons. Gene Ontology annotation, biological process: signal transduction. Gene Ontology annotation, cellular component: membrane. The record is from RefSeq and is a predicted model, not a curated record. Gene Ontology annotation, molecular function: GTPase activity; GTP binding. NCBI's taxonomy places the organism in Eukaryota, Metazoa, Chordata, Mammalia, Scandentia, Tupaiidae. Bases 224 to 844 code for a protein of 206 amino acids.
GUCUUCCUAAUUGUAAUUUGGAAAGAGAGCAGAGCAUGUGGAAGGGGAAGCGGGUGUGAAAGCACUUGGCAUAUUCCCAGGACGGAAAGAAAGCAAAGCCAGCUGGGGAAAGGUCUCUAGGCCCUGACCAGUGGAGGGUGAAGAUUUAUUCAUGGCAAACCAUUAAGAGCAGCUCUUCGACUAGGUCUUCUGUCCGUGUUGGCAACCUCAGAACACCAGCAGGAUGGCUGCGAACAAGAGCAAGGGCCAGAGCUCUUUGGCCCUGCACAAGGUGAUCAUGGUCGGCAGUGGCGGGGUAGGCAAGUCGGCUCUGACACUCCAGUUCAUGUACGACGAGUUCGUAGAAGACUAUGAACCCACCAAAGCUGACAGCUACAGGAAGAAAGUGGUUCUUGAUGGAGAAGAAGUCCAGAUUGAUAUUCUGGACACCGCUGGACAAGAGGACUAUGCAGCUAUUCGAGACAACUACUUUCGGAGUGGGGAGGGUUUCCUGCUAGUGUUCUCAAUCACAGAACACGAGUCCUUCACAGCAACUGCGGAAUUCAGGGAACAGAUCCUCCGUGUGAAGGCUGAAGAAGAUAAAAUCCCACUGCUUGUCGUGGGAAACAAGUCUGACCUGGAGGAGCGGAGGCAGGUGCCAGUGGAGGAGGCCAGGAGUAAAGCCGACGAGUGGGGCGUACAGUAUGUGGAGACGUCGGCUAAGACGCGCGCCAACGUGGACAAGGUGUUCUUUGACCUAAUGAGAGAAAUCAGAGCUAAGAAGAUGUCAGAAAACAAGGACAAAAAUGGCAAGAAAAGCAGCAAGAACAAGAAGAGUUUUAAAGAAAGGUGCUGCUUGCUGUGAAUGCCCGGAUGGUGGGGGAAAUCAGUUGUGCUAAGGACACAGAGCUGGGUUCGUAGUGAAGGCCACAGAGGCUUCCAGCUGCGCUUCCUGCUCUCCUGACCUCACUCAUGCAUACUUCUUUAAGAGGGGGAAAUGCUGUGACUGGGCGGCUGGCAGAGGAAACAAGCCCUGUCCGUGCAGUGGCAUGGCUGCCUGUCAUGCCUCCUGACAGCCACUCCACUUCUCUCCUAGGGGCGAGCUCCCUCCCUCUCUCCUCGUCCUCCCCUCUCUCCCUCCCUCUCAGCAACUUAACUACAUGAAACAGUCAAGUGUUACCUAAAAAGUAUUGUCCUAGCUUCUUCUUUCGUUCUUAGUUAUUUACAUUACCAGAUCAUUUGUUUUGAAAUAAAUGUCACAUUGUGUUAUGGAAAAGGUGGGAGGAGUGAGAUGAUCUCCCCUCCCCACCUUAUCACCCCUACCUUAUCAGUUUUGCAGUAGGACUAAGAAAAGUCCAGUAGGCUCUAAUGACUCUUGAAAAAUCCAGGGAUUUUAAGUUUUUCCUAUCGGAAGUAUAAAUAAAGUAAUUUGUAGUUCUGAAUUGCACCAAAUAAGUCAAACCCAAGCUCAUAAUCUUCCACACAUGUGAAAAAGGAAAGUCAUGAGUUGUUUUCUUCCGAUUUAAAUAUGCCACUUAUAGUGCGUGUGGCCGUUUCCCCCUGUAGCACCCUGAUUUCGUGUAGGAACUUCCUUUUGUAGACUAAGUGCAGACUCGAGUGUACACUCUGUCAGUGAUGCGCUCUUCCAGUCAGGUGUUCUGUAUGUUCUUGGGCCGUGUCCUCUCCUAGCUGCCAGUCACGUGCCCGUCUGCCCACUAGUAACUGUCACCUCUGUCUCCCUGACCACCUUCUGUGUGCCUGCAGAGG